Molecule: messenger RNA, 879 nt
Organism: Fusarium proliferatum ET1
Lineage: Eukaryota; Fungi; Ascomycota; Sordariomycetes; Hypocreales; Nectriaceae
Product: putative LYS7-copper chaperone for superoxide dismutase Sod1p
Exons: 5
Coding region: 1-879 (292 amino acids)
Biological process (GO): removal of superoxide radicals
Cellular component (GO): cytoplasm
Molecular function (GO): copper ion binding; superoxide dismutase copper chaperone activity
Source: RefSeq, a predicted model, not a curated record
AUGCCUCUCAAGUUUACACCUGCAAGAGUAUUUACAACUGCUUCUCUCUUUACAAUAGCUGGCUAUUCAGCAUAUCAAUAUCGAAUCUCACGUAUCAGCUCUAACACCACGCCCCCCACUUCAUCUAACAAGAUGACGGCCGAUAACUCGUUUGAGACCCUCUUUGCUGUUCCGCUGUCAUGUGACGGUUGUGUCAAGGCGGUUUCAGACUCUCUGUACAAGCUCGGCGGUAUCAGUAAUGUGGAAGGCAACUUGAAGGACCAGUUGAUUUCUGUCAAGGGCACAGCUCCCCCAUCAGCUAUCGUAGAAGCUAUCCAAGCCACCGGAAGAGAUGCCAUAUUGCGUGGAACGGGGGCCUCAAACAGUGCCGCUGUGAGUAUUCUCGAAACAUUUGAAGAUCCUGUGGACGGUUUUUACGAAGAGCCCAGCAGAGAUGUAAGGGGGCUAGCAAGAAUGGUACAAGUUAGUUCAGGACGGACAUUGGUUGACUUGACUAUCCGCGGCGUUUCGCCCGGAACUUACAAAGCUUCAAUUCGCGCAUACGGUGACUUGAAGAACGGUGCAACCUCAACGGGUCCUGUCUGGGCAGGAGAAGACAAGAAGCCUCGGGGUGACCUUGGUACUAUUGCGGUCGGUGAGGAUGGACGGGGCGCUGCCUUCAUAGACCAUGGUUUCCAAAUCUGGGAGGUUAUUGGGCACGCCAUGGUCCUGACAAGGCAGGAAGAGAAGGACGAACCACUGAAGAACGAUAAGGACACCGUCGUCGGCAUUAUCGCACGAAGCGCUGGCAUGUGGGAUAACGAUAAGACGGUGUGCUCAUGCACAGGCAAGACGCUUUGGGAGGAACGAGAGGACGAGGUCCAGAAGGGAAUGCUAUGA